AUGGAGCUGUCCGAGGUCCGGUGCUCCAGCGCCAGCGAGGAGCUCUACACCAUCAACAAGACCCCGAGCAGCAACAACAGCAACAGCAGCGGCAGCGCGCGUCCCAAACGGCUGCUGUGGCAGAACGCGGUGCGGCACAUCACCGAGCAGCGGUUUAUCCACGAGCAGGGCGGGGGAGGCGGAGGAGGGGUGAAGGGCAUCGGGCCGGACGAGCCCUACGACCCGAGCGAGGCCGGGAGGAAGCAGUCUGCGGGCCGGACGUCGGUGGGAGACCGGCACAACAACGGCGGAACCAAAGUGUUCCCGGAGCGCGCCAGCAGCGACCUGGGCUUCCUGCAGAUCGACUGCGCGCCGAGCAACUCGGACUUCUUUCUGAACUGGGGCUACACGUACCGGGGCGUCAUCUUCCCCACGCUGCGCAACGCCUUCAAGUCCCGGGACCUGGAGCGGCUGUACCAGCGCUACUUUCUGGGCCAGAGGCGCAAGUCGGUGGUGGUGAUGAACAUCCUGGACGUGGUGACCAAGCUGACCCUGCUGGUGCUGCACCUCACGCUGGCCUCCACCCCGAUGGACCCGAUCAAAGGAACGCUGUUGGGCUUCUUCACGGGCAUCGAGGUCGUCAUUUGUGCCUUAGUGGUGGUGCGGAAGGACACCACGUCGCACAGCUACCUGCAGUACAGCGGCGUGGUCACCUGGGUGGCCAUGGCCACGCAGAUCCUGGCGGCCGGGCUGGGCUACGGGCUGCUGGGGGACGGGGUGGGAUACGUGCUCUUCACCCUGUUCGCCACCUACAGCAUGCUGCCGCUGCCGCUCACCUGGGCCAUCCUGGCGGGCCUGUUCACCUCCGGGCUGCACAUCCUGGUCCAGCUGCUCAUCUCCCAGAAUGCGCAGCUCUCCACCAACCAGGUGGCAGCUCAGGCUGUGCUGUUCAUGUGCAUGAACACUGCUGGGAUCUUCAUCAGCUACCUGUCGGACCGGGCUCAGCGCCAGGCCUUCCUCGAGACGCGACGCUGCAUCGAAGCUCGACUGCGACUCGAGACGGAGAACCAGAGACAGGAGCGACUGGUGUUAUCAGUCCUGCCACGUUUUGUAGUUUUGGAAAUGAUCAACGACAUGACAAAUGUAGAGGACGAGCACCUCCAGCAUCAGUUCCACAGAAUCUACAUCCACCGCUACGAGAAUGUCAGCAUUCUUUUCGCAGAUGUUAAAGGCUUCACAAACCUCUCCACGACGCUGUCAGCGCAGGAGCUGGUGCGAAUGUUGAACGAACUCUUUGCACGCUUCGACCGCCUCGCACACGAGCAUCACUGUCUACGAAUAAAGAUCCUGGGAGACUGUUACUACUGUGUGUCUGGUCUGCCGGAGCCCAGGCAGGAUCACGCCCACUGCUGCGUGGAGAUGGGCCUCAGCAUGAUCAAAACCAUCAGAUAUGUGAGAUCACGUACGAAACACGACAUCGACAUGCGCAUCGGGAUCCACUCCGGCUCGGUUCUUUGUGGCGUUUUGGGCCUCAGGAAGUGGCAGUUUGACGUCUGGUCCUGGGACGUUGACAUCGCCAACAAGCUGGAGUCUGGAGGAAUCCCAGGGAGGAUCCACAUCUCCAAAGCGGCUCUGGACUGUCUGAACGGCGACUACGAGGUGGAGGAGGGCCACGGGAAGGACCGCAACGACUUCCUGCGCCGCCACAACAUCGAGACGUACCUGAUCAAGCAGCCGGAGGAGAGUAUGCUGACGCUGCCCGAGGACAUCAUGAAGGAGGCGGCGAGCUCGGCCGACCGGCGGGCCAGCAGCGCCACCUUCAACGAGGCCUCCUGGAGUCCCGAGCUGCCCUUCGACAACAUCGUGGGGAAGCAGAACACUCUGGCUGCCCUAACGAGAAAUUCGAUAAAUCUGCUUCCAAACCAUCUCGCACAAGCUUUGCAUGUCCACUCUGGUCCUGAGGAAAUUAACAAGCGAAUAGAGAGCGCCAUCGACUUACGGAGUGGCGAUAAGUUGAGAAGAGAGCAUAUCAAGCCUUUCUCACUGAUGUUUAAAGACUCCAGCCUGGAAGAGAAGUACUCCCAGAUGAGGGACGAGGUGUUCAAGUCCAACCUGGUUUGCGCCUUCAUCGUGCUCAUCUUCAUCACGACCAUCCAGAGCCUGCUUCCCUCUGCCAGGAUGGUAACCAUGGUGAUCCAGUUCUCGGUCCUCAUUGUCCUCCACUCCUGCCUGGUCCUGGUUACGACGGCGGAGGACUACAAGUGUCUGCCUCUGGUCCUGAGAAAGGCCUGCUGCUGGAUCAACGAGACGUACGCAGCGCGAAACGUCAUCAUCUUCGUGUCGAUCCUCAUCAACUUCCUGGCAGCCAUGAUCAAUAUCCUGUGGUGCGACUUCGACAAGUCCAGCACCUUCAGGAACCAGACGUACAACGAGUCGGCCUCCAUCCCGGACAUCUGCUUCUACCCGGAGUAUUUCGUAUUCACAGGUGUGCUGGCGAUGGUCACCUGUGCCGUGUUCCUGAGGCUGAACUCGGUGCUGAAGCUGGCGGUUCUGCUGGUGAUGAUCGCCAUCUACUCGCUGCUGACCGAAGCCUUUUACACGUCGCUGUUCGUUCGCUACGACACCGUUCACCACAACACAGAAAAUUUCCUGGGAACAAAAGAGACGUCAUUGCUCCUCAUGGCCAUGUUCCUCCUCGCUGUGUUUUAUCACGGACAGCAGCUGGAGUACACGGCUCGGCUGGACUUCCUGUGGCGCGUCCAGGCCAAAGAGGAGAUCAACGAGAUGAAGGAGUUGCGAGAACACAAUGAGAACAUGCUGAGGAACAUCCUACCGAGCCAUGUGGCCCGACACUUCCUGGAGAAGGACCGUGACAACGAGGUCUGUGGAAAAACCCAGUUACACUUUUACAAUUUAUCCUCAGGGUGA
Molecule: messenger RNA, 2907 nt
Organism: Stegastes partitus (bicolor damselfish)
Lineage: Eukaryota; Metazoa; Chordata; Actinopteri; Pomacentridae
Gene: adcy8
Product: adenylate cyclase 8 (brain)
Exons: 14
Coding region: 1-2907 (968 amino acids)
Biological process (GO): intracellular signal transduction; adenylate cyclase-activating G protein-coupled receptor signaling pathway; cAMP biosynthetic process
Cellular component (GO): plasma membrane
Molecular function (GO): adenylate cyclase activity
Source: RefSeq, a predicted model, not a curated record